Molecule: messenger RNA, 1065 nt
Organism: Fusarium graminearum PH-1
Lineage: Eukaryota; Fungi; Ascomycota; Sordariomycetes; Hypocreales; Nectriaceae
Exons: 2
Coding region: 1-1065 (354 amino acids)
Source: RefSeq, a predicted model, not a curated record
AUGACAAACACCCUUGAUCUCGGCGUAUUUCUUGAUGGCCCAUCUAAAAACCAUGACAGGGAAAAGCAGACAUUUGUCGAGGAACUUUGGCGCCAGCCGCUCGUGGAAACACACAUCGAAGCGCUUUCUGCCUAUUUCGAGUUGCUUAAGCGAGAAGUCUAUGCUUUAUUAGACACCAAAAGCUUCAACCUGUCCAGUCUAGAUUUUGAGCAUGUCCUGACGAUACGAGACGCUAUCUUGCGGCGUCACUCAGAUACUCAGGAAGUGCUACGUAAAGAAGUGGCAGAGCAACUGAAAACGCUGAACUUGCCAAAUGAAGCCAUUUCUCUUGCGAUCAUGUUUGUUAUCAGGCUGUUGCUCAUGAUCAAAGUCAAGCAAUACAAUGGGACCAUCAAUGCUCAGUCGCAUCUGUUACAAAUAUCUGAUAAUCAAAAUCUGAAGUCAGUUGUUGACACGAUACAGACGGCGCCAUUACUAGGAUACUGGAAUACAAUAAGUGGAUUUCCGCCAUGGUUCAAUGUUAUCGAUCUAGAGAAAAAGGCAGGGUUAAGAAUUGACUGGACCCAUUACAUUACGGAGCAUCUUACUAUUCAAGGAGACACCCUGUACCUUUUCUGCAAUAUCGAAGCUCUUAAACAUAUCAACGGGGCGCAAGAAUUGACGUCUAAAUUCUUCAAGGAAGAUUUCAUAAACGAAACAGUGAGAACGGUACACCUAUUCUUCCCCGAAACACCCCAUGGCUAUUCAUCCUCCCAGUAUCUAACAUGGUUCCACGAACACGGAGAAAUCAAAUCAUGGCAAAGGUCUUUGGCAAGUUUGAACACUCCAACAGUCUCACGCCUCUACAACGAAUACCCAGUAUGGAACCAGCGACUAGCAUGGGUGCUUGAAGCCUCCAAAAACCAGCCCAAUAUGGGUAUCAAAAGAAUCUGGCAGGACGAUCGUGACCUGAGUCUAUGGUGGACAAGGUGGGCGUUGAUUACUGCUGUGUUUUUAGCUGUUGUGUUUGGAUUGAUACAGUCGAUUACUGGCAUCAUCCAGGUCGUCUAUGCCGGGAGGGAAUAG